AUGUUCUCUUUCCUAUUCAUUAUAUACAAUCAAUCAGUGUAGAAAACUUGCCAAUUGCAAAUAAGGUCAUUGGCUAUUACAAUCAAGGAACCACUUAUCUUUGCACCAUCUUUUAGCUUCGAAGACAAAUUAAAUCAACAGGUUUCUUCUAAAAUUAUUACUAAUAUUUGUUCCUCUCUUAGGUUGGUUCAACAAGGAUUCUUUUUCUUUUUACCAAAUUUAUGAGAUGGGGGAUUCUCCAGCAAUAGUGCAAUCACAAGUACAAGCAGGUGACCAAGCAAAAGGGGAAGGAAUGACCUCUGAGAAUGGAACUGAAUUGGUACAAAACAAAUGGUGGAUCCAAAUGGUCAUUUAUUCAAUAUUUGUUCUAUGUAGCCAAUCUAUAGGUACACUCUUAGGCAGAUUAUAUUUUGAAAAAGGAGGAAAUAGCAAAUGGUUAGCCACAUUAGUACAAACUAUAGGCUUCCCAAUUCUCAUCCCUUUCCUUUUAAUCACAUCAACAAAAACUAAUAGUAAUAAAAAUAUUGAAAUUAAAAAACCACCAUUCCUAAUUGUUGCUUCACUUUACACUUUGCUAGGUUUAUUCAUAGCUGGAGAUUGUAUGUUAUAUACAAUUGGUCUACAAUAUCUCCCUGUCACUACUUAUUCACUUAUUUGUGCUAGUCAAUUAGGAUUCAAUGCCCUUUUUUCAUACUUCCUAAAUAAACAAAAAUUCACUCCUUACAUAGUCAACUCAUUAGUAAUUCUCACUGUAUCCUCUUCUCUCCUCGUCCUCCAUAACGAUGAUUCUGGAGAACAUUCAAAUAAAACAUCUAGACGAAAAUAUAUGUUUGGAUUUUUGUCCACCAUAGCUGCAUCUGCUGGCGGCGCAUUGAUGCUCUGUAUUACACAACUCGCGCUUCAGAAAAUCUUUAAGAGGGAGAGUUUUCGUUUAAUUGUAGAAAUGUCAGUUUACCAGUCGAUAACUGCGACUAUGGCAAUAUUAAUAGGGCUUUUCGCUAGUGGAGAGUGGAAAAAAUUGGACAAAGAAAUGAACGAGUAUAAAUUAGGGAAAAUUUUAUAUGUUUUAAAUUUAAUUGGGACAGCUAUUUCUUGGCAAUUUUUUACAGUUGGUUCAAUAGGGCUAAUUUUCAAAGUAUCUUCAUUAUUUUCAAAUGUGAUUAGUAUUUUAGGUUUGCCUGUGGCUCCUGUUUUGGCUGUGAUAUUUCUUAAUGACAAGUUGACUGGUAUCAAAGUAAUGUCAAUGUUAUUGGCUAUUUGGGGUUUUGUAUCAUAUAUGUAUCAGCAUUACCUUGAUGAUUUGAAGGACAAAGCUUAAAAAAAAGGGGUCAACUAGUGGAGCGCUCUGAAGUUUCUCUCAUUGAAGGAAGUUAAAUUUGUAAAUUAUUAUAUAUAUGUAGUGUGACAUUAAUGUAUCAUAACUUUUCCACAUCCCAUGUUAUAUAUAUAUUACUGUGCACUUUUUUAUUUUGGAUGAAUAUGUUUUAUUCCA
This is a messenger RNA of Capsicum annuum, 1492 nucleotides long. RefSeq names its product probable purine permease 10. NCBI's taxonomy places the organism in Eukaryota, Viridiplantae, Streptophyta, Magnoliopsida, Solanales, Solanaceae. The coding region runs from base 227 to 1318 and encodes 363 amino acids. Gene Ontology annotation, cellular component: membrane. The transcript is spliced from 2 exons. The record is from RefSeq and is a predicted model, not a curated record. Gene Ontology annotation, molecular function: purine nucleoside transmembrane transporter activity.